Molecule: messenger RNA, 1668 nt
Organism: Dujonia railenensis
Lineage: Eukaryota; Fungi; Ascomycota; Pichiomycetes; Serinales; Debaryomycetaceae
Source: the annotation of a GenBank genome assembly
AUGUCAGGAACACCAUCUCCAAAUAAGGAGGCGUUUGGGAAAGAAGCUGAGGCGAAAAGGUCAAGACCGACGCUGUGGGAUCCAGCUGCUUUCUCACCUCAGUUGAGCCAGCACACACCACUAUCUUACACAUUAGAAGAUGAUUUGUCUACGAUAUCGAUAUCUCGUCAGCUCGAGAGUUACUUUUCACCAUUGAUGAACGAAAGUUCCGAUUUAUUUACACUUCAAAGCAGCUACAUCCCACUAGUAAUUAAGAAGAUGGAAUUGCUACACGAGAAUGAAAAUGAGACCAAUGAAGGUGAUGAAACGAGUGGGAACGAUGGUUGGAGUGAAGAUUAUGACUUUUGGAUCUCGUACCUUCAAGAUCCCAACGAUAAAAUUGUGAGAAAUCGCCAUGUUAAAGUGCUUGAAAACCACAUCUGUCAUGGGAUUCCAUCUAGUCUUCGUGCUGCAAUCUAUAUAAAGACCUUGCAGGUUCGUUAUAAGUUUAAUAAGGAAUCAUAUGCCAGUCUUUUGAAAAAGGCUAACAAUUCCCUGACAGUGAGAAACCAACAGGCGUAUUUUGAAAACCUAACGUCUGUGGACCUGUCAUUAAAGGAUAUACUAAAGAUAUUCAACUAUUACAAUGCAGAGGUGAAAUCUGUAAACGGUGCAAGAUUGGAACAGAUAAACAAUAGAGAUUCAUCGGGAACAGAUCUAAAUUCAACGUUUGAGAGUACGAGUCAUCUACCACCUUCUAAUUUCGUGGUGAGCGUGGGUAAGUUGAUUAGAGAACAGAUAGGAAACGGAAAAGUGGGUUCAGGUUCUACCUUGGAUAAUGAGGAGAUCCUUUUCCUCCUACUCAAGUUUAACAAGAUGUUCUCAGUUAAUUUGAUUAAAGAUGAGUUUUUCUAUAAGAUAAAUAGAUCAUUGGAACUGGAUUCUUCCACUUCCCAAUCAUUUAUUCACAUUGGCAAACAGGGAAUCAAUUUGGUUUUAGUCUACAAGAAAAUGAUAUUCAACUUCUUUCAAGACCAAAUCACCAAGAAUAGGAUUGAACUAUUGGAUUUUUUGGUAUUUGAAGGGUUUGAUUUCUUCAUAAGAAUGAUAGUUUCCAUAUUUUCGUUGAACAGUGAACAAAUAUUAAGAUUAGAAGGGGACGAUUUGAACCAGUUUUUGAAUGAUGAGGAAAAGUUUUUUGAAGUUAUAAAUGGAAGAACCGAUAUCAGCAUGGGUGAAUAUUUGGAGAGUGUACUUAAAUUUGAACCUAAUUUGAUUAAAUUUGAGAACGAGUACCAUUUACUUCACGCUAAUUCAUUGAACAAUAAUAACAACGAGCUUGUGAACUUGAAAGAAAUCAACGAUGAGCUUCUAACUAAGAUUCGCGAUGUCAAAAUACAGUUAGAAAACUUAAAGCAAACUCAUGAUGAAAUUAUACAGCAAAGCAGCUCAUACAAAGACCAAUUAAAAGUAGCUUCUGAUGAAAGAGACCAGUUGACCAAAUUGAAAGAUCAUUUGAAGCAGAAGUAUGAGAAUUUAAGUAUGAAGGAAAACGUGAGAAAUGCAAGGAAGGCCAACGAAGAUUUCCUGAAGAGAAGUGCAGAGCUUGAGGUUCAAAUAGAGCAGUUGAAAUUGAGCAACGAGGAGAAGAGGGGGAAGAUUGCGAAAAUAAGCGAACAAAAGAAAUAG